Colias croceus (clouded yellow) is the source of this 1751-nucleotide messenger RNA. RefSeq names its product palmitoyltransferase ZDHHC18 (gene app). The coding region runs from base 408 to 1682 and encodes 424 amino acids. Gene Ontology annotation, biological process: peptidyl-L-cysteine S-palmitoylation; protein targeting to membrane. Gene Ontology annotation, cellular component: Golgi apparatus; endoplasmic reticulum. Gene Ontology annotation, molecular function: protein-cysteine S-palmitoyltransferase activity. The record is from RefSeq and is a predicted model, not a curated record. The transcript has 6 exons. NCBI's taxonomy places the organism in Eukaryota, Metazoa, Arthropoda, Insecta, Lepidoptera, Pieridae.
UCAUGUCACUUGUAAGUAGUAAUUUGUGUGUGAAGUUUUGAGUUACACAGAUGUAAUUGUCAAACUUAGUAGUAUUUAGAGAAAGUUUUUAAAGAUAUACUUUGUAAGUUUGUUUCAAAACUAAGAAAGUUUAUUUUUCAUUUAUGAAAUAAUUCCUAAAUACACCCAAAAAACAUUUUCAAGGUUUUGUGACUUUUAAAUCAUAAGUGGAUAUGGAAAUUAUCACAAAAUUUCACUAUAAUUGAGGAUAUAAGAAAUUAUCUCUGAUAUUCUUCAUUAGAUUUUAUGAAGAAAGUGUUAUCAGUUAAGGAGAACCUCUACGGAUCCAGCAAAAGAAACGCAAGAAGCAUUGAACGUCGCGUAUUCGGGCGUAGGGGAAGAGCGCUCGUGGCUGCGGUGAUGCGGCGAUGGCAUCGCGGCGCGUGACGCGCAAGUGGGAGGUGUUCGCGGGCCGCAACCGCUUCUGGUGCGACGGGCGGCUGAUGACGGCGCCGCACCCGGGCGUGUUCCUGCUCACGCUGGCGCUCAUCUGCGGCACGUGCGCGCUGCACUUCGCCUUCGACUGCCCGUUCCUGGCGGCGCGCGUGUCGGCCGCCGUGCCGGCCGCGGGCGCCGCGCUGUGCGCCAGCACGCUGGCCGCGCUGCUGCGCACGGCGCUGUCCGACCCGGGCAUCAUCCCGCGCGCCGCGGCGGCCGAGGCGGCGGCCGGCGCGCCCGACGCGCCCGAGCCGCCCGGCGCCGCGCGCCCGCCGCCGCGCGCGCGCGAGGUGCUCGUGCGCGGCCGCCCCGUCAAGCUCAAGUACUGCUUCACGUGCAAGAUGUUCCGCCCGCCGCGCGCCUCGCACUGUUCGCUGUGCGACAACUGCGUCGACCGCUUCGACCACCACUGCCCGUGGGUGGGCAACUGCGUGGGCAAGCGCAACUACCGCUACUUCUACGCGUUCGUCGUGUCGCUGUCGUUCCUGGCCGUGUGGGUGUUCGCGUGCGCGGUGGCGCACCUGGCGCUGCUGGCGCGCGGCGCCGGGCUGGCGGCGGCGUUGCGCGCGAGCCCCGCCUCGGCGCUCGUGGCCGCCGUGUGCUUCCUGUCCGUGUGGUCCGUGCUGGGGCUGGCCGGCUUCCACACGUACCUGGCGUCGACGGACCAGACGACGAACGAGGACAUCAAGGGCUCGUUCUCGUCGCGGCGCGGCGUGGCCAACCCCAACCCGUACUCGCGCGGCAACGCGUGCGCCAACUGCUGGUACGUGCUGUGUGGCCCGCUCGCACCCAGCCUCAUCGACCGACGAGGCGUAGUUUCCGGUGACGGUCGCGAUGAACUACCGCCGAGCUUCGCUGGGGCGCUGUCCGCGCAGGCAUUGGGCGCGGCCCCGCCCGGCGCGGCCCCGCCCGGCAACGCGCGGCACGCCUACAUGAACUGCUCGCUCGAUCUCGACCCCGUGCCCCUGCAAGGUUCCGGCGCGGGGCCGGGCGGCGCGGCGGUGGCGGGCGGCGGCGCGCUGAGCGCCUCGCGCCUGCGCCUGCUGCACGACACCACCAUGAUCGACGCCGCGCUCGACCUGGACGAGCCCGACCCGCCGCCGCACCUGCCGCACCAGCCGCACCAGCCGCACCCGCAGCACCAGCCGCACCACCAGCAAGCGCCGCACCAUCAGCGCGCGCCCCACGUCGCGUUGGCGCUGUGACCCUUUGCCCCGCGAACACUUCGCAUUGUAAAUAAACUUCUUUUAGGCCCCAAUAAACCGAUAACGACA